Messenger RNA from Cyclocybe aegerita, 2100 nucleotides. Lineage: Eukaryota; Fungi; Basidiomycota; Agaricomycetes; Agaricales; Hemipholiotaceae. The record is from the annotation of a GenBank genome assembly.
AUGGGAGGGGAUGAUGGUAUUCUAGAGCUUGAGGAGGUUGAGGGAGUCGAGGUCGUAUAUGAAAUGACAGACGCAGGAAGAGUGGCAAAAUUCAGGGUCAGUGAAGAGACGCCUAGUACCAGAGAGGUGGAUGAAGACAAUGACCGCGACCACACAGCAGAAAAUGAAGGGGAGACCCCUGAGGACCCCAUCAUUGUGGAAGAAAUUCCAGCAUUCGACUCGGAGAACCUCCUACCUGCAUGGCACAAAAUCCCACUUCAUCCCAAAAUCAUGAUGGCUUUGCACGAGAAAUCGUUCCAUGAGCCAACGCCAAUUCAAGCGGCGUCAUUGCCUUUCGCCCUCGUCGACCGAGACGUCGUCGGUGUUGCCCAAACGGGAUCCGGAAAGACCUUGGCUUACGGCCUGCCCAUCUUACACCAUCUCCUCUCCAAACCUCACCCAUCAUUCUCUCGAAAGCGUUCCCUUCGCGCUCUUAUCCUUGCUCCUACACGAGAAUUGGCUUUGCAAGUGUCCUCACAUCUGAACGAGCUCCUAACCACAAUGGAGUUCUCAAAGAAGUCGCCUGAGACAGAGACCAGUGGAUCAAGCAAGCCUGCCACUAAACUUCCUCCGCAUGUCAGUGUAGCGGCUAUAGUUGGCGGCAUGUCUGCUCAAAAGCAGAGACGGGUGCUGGAUAGAGGCGUGGACGUUCUGGUUGCUACGCCCGGUCGACUCUGGGACAUAAUCCAAGAUGACGACGAGCUCGCUCGCGGAGUCAAAAAUCUUCGAUUCUUGGUACUGGACGAAGCCGACAGAAUGAUAGAAGCUGGCCACUUUGCCGAGUUGGAGAAUAUCUUGAGGUUAACCCAACGUGAAUCUAAAGAAGACAUGAUUUCAAACGAUAUCGAGGGGAGGGCGGGAGAAGACGACGACGAUGAAGAGGAAACAUGGGCAGAAAUAAAAGACGGACUGCAAACAUUCGUUUUCUCCGCCACUUUGAGCAAGGACCUUCAACAGAACUUCAAAAAGAAGCGACGGUUUAAAGUCAGCAAGAAACAUUAUGAACGCGACGAGAAGCCUGCGUCGACGCUUGACGAUCUAUUACUUCGCCUUGACUUUCGCGAUCCAAAUCCAGAGAUCAUUGAUCUCAGUCCGAAGGGCGGUGUCGUAUCAACUCUGCAGGAAGGCAAAAUUGAAUGCCUGUCUGGCGAUAAGGAUGUGUACCUCUACUAUUUUUUACUUCGCCACCCCGGAAAGUCUCUGGUGUUCCUUUCAUCGAUCGAUGGCAUCCGGCGGCUCAUGCCCUUGGUAGAGCUUCUUAACAUUAACGCAUACCCUUUACACUCGCAGCUAGAACAACGCCAACGGUUGAAGAAUUUAGACAGAUUCAGGAAUACACCGAACUCUGUUCUUCUCGCAACCGACAUCGCAGCCCGAGGUCUCGACAUCCCCGCCGUCGACCAUGUGAUCCAUUUCCAAAUACCUCGCACUGCAGACACGUACAUCCAUCGAAAUGGACGGACGGCUCGCGCGAUGCGGAAAGGUUUCAGCAUGCUCAUGGUUGCUCCUGAUGAACGCCGCGUAGUGAGGGCGCUCCUGAGCAGCGUAGGCCGAGACGAGGGUGAGAUUUCGGAGAUGGGUAUCGAGCUAAGCAUGCUGGACAAACUCAAGGAGAGAGUGCAGCUCGCGCGAAAGAUCGAGAAUGCACAGCAUAAAGUCAAGAAAACAAACCAUGAUCGGAAUUGGAUGAGAGAGACAGCGGAGGUGUUAGGCGUGGAACUCGAUUCAGACUUUGUCAGCGAUUCAGACGACGAAAGCAAAGUAUCUACCCAGAAACGAAAGGCGAAAGACAGGAAGAUGGCAGCAUUGAAGGCUGAGUUGAAGCACCUCCUUUCACAACCUUUGAUCGCCAGAGGGAUAUCGGCCAAGUAUAUCACAUCUGGCAGCAGGCCUAUUGUCGACGACUUGAUUUCCGGAGAGUUCAACGAAGCCAUGCUUGGUUUGAAGAAGAUGGAAGCAGGUAGCGAGUUGGUAUCAGCAAAGAAAAAGAAAAAAGCCAAGCCAAUUACAUCGGUCAAGAAGGAGGAGAUGGAGGAAGAGUGGGCCGGCAUUACUGCCUAG